AUGUCGGUGUACGAGAAGACAUUUACGCUCAAGGAUGAGGACCACACGAUGGGUAACGCCGUGCGGUACAUGCUGAACAAGAACCCGCAGGUGUCGCUGGCGGGGUACAGCGUGCCGCACCCGAUGGAGAAAUCCGUGAAUGUGCGCGUGCAGACAACGGGGGAGGUGACCGCGACCGCGGCGAUGAGGGACGCGCUGCUGGAUAUCAUCUCCGUGUGUGACCAUGUACAUGAUACCUUCGACACGGCGGUGGCGGACUUCAAGGCGAAGCAACCGGCUCCCAUGGACGCUGACUCGAAGUGA
This is a messenger RNA of Micromonas commoda, 303 nucleotides long. RefSeq lists its product with no specific name. The record is from RefSeq and is a predicted model, not a curated record. Bases 1 to 303 code for a protein of 100 amino acids. Gene Ontology annotation, biological process: DNA-templated transcription. The transcript has a single exon. Gene Ontology annotation, cellular component: RNA polymerase I complex; RNA polymerase III complex. Gene Ontology annotation, molecular function: DNA-directed RNA polymerase activity; protein dimerization activity; DNA binding. Lineage: Eukaryota; Viridiplantae; Chlorophyta; Mamiellophyceae; Mamiellales; Mamiellaceae.